UCCCUCCAUCCCUCCGUCCGUUCCCCCCGGUGGGUCCCCCCGGCAUGGCCCUGGGCAAGGCGGAGCUGCAGCUGCUGGCGCCGCUGCCCUUGCCGGACCCGUUCGGCUCCCCGUUCCCGCAGUCCCCGGCGCUGGACAACUACCCCAAGCUGGAGGAGAUGCUGCUGCUGGGCGCCGGAGCCGGAGGAGGGGCCGGAGCCGGAGGAGGGGCCGGAGGAGCCGGAGGGGCGGCGGGGGCGGCGGGCAGCCCCGGCGGCGGCGGCGGCGGCGGGGGUUUCCCCCCCGCGGGCGAGGCCGGAGAGCGGCCCCUGGAGCACCUGGCCGCAGACACGUUCCCCGACAUCUCCCUGGGCGCCGAGAAGGCCCUGGCGGAGCCCGGGUACGCCAACCAGACGACGCGCCUGCCGCCCAUCACCUACACGGGCCGCUUCUCCCUGGAGCCGGCCCCCAACGGGGCCAACCCCCUGUGGCCGGAGCCCCUGUUCAGCCUGGUGAGCGGGCUGGUGAGCAUGACCAACCCGCCGGCCGCCUCGGCCUCGCCGGCGUCGUCGGCCCAGAGCCCCCCGCUCAGCUGCGCCGUCCAGUCGACGGAGAACGGCCCCAUCUACUCGGCCGCCCCGACGUUCCCGGCGGCCGGCGCGGACCUGUACCCCGAGCCCCCCGGCCCGGCCUUCCCCGCGCCCGCGGGCGGGCCCGGCGGCCUGCAGUACCCGCCGCCCCCGGCCUACCCCGGCGCCAAGGCCGGCUUCCAGGUGCCCAUGAUCCCGGACUACCUGUUCCCGCCGGGGCCGGGCCCGGGGGAGCCGGGCCCCGCGGAGCAGAAGCCGUUCGCCGGCCCCGAGGGCCGGGGCCCGCAGCUGUCGCUCACGCCCCUGUCCACCAUCAAGGCCUUCGCCACGCAGACGACGGCGGCGACGACGACGACGGGCUCUCAGGACCCCAAGCCCCUCGGGGCGGCCUAUCCGGCCCAGGCGGCCAAGCCCGGCCGCCUGCGCAAGUACCCCAACAGGCCCAGCAAGACCCCGCCCCACGAGCGGCCCUACGCCUGCCCCGUGGAGUCCUGCGACCGGCGCUUCUCCCGCUCGGACGAGCUGACCCGGCACAUCCGCAUCCACACGGGCCAGAAGCCCUUCCAGUGCCGCAUCUGCAUGCGCAACUUCAGCCGCAGCGACCACCUCACCACCCACAUCCGCACGCACACGGGCGAGAAGCCCUUCGCCUGCGACAUCUGCGGCCGCAAGUUCGCCCGCAGCGACGAGCGCAAGAGACACACAAAGAUCCACCUGCGGCAGAAGGACAAGAAGGCGGACAAGGGCCCGGCCGGCGUCGCCGCCCCGGCCCUGCCCGCCUCGCUCCCGCCCCUCUCCUACUCCUCUUCUUCCUCCUACUCCUCGUCGUCGUCGUCGUCCUCGUCCUCCUCCUCCGGCGCCUCGUACCCGUCCCCGGCCCCCACCUCCUACCCGUCCCCCGGGUCGUCGUCGUCCUAUCCGUCCCCGGCCCACAGCGGGUUCCCCUCGCCCUCCAUCGCCUCCACGUUCUCCUCCAUCGCGGCCGCCUUCCCGCCCCAGGGAGUCCCCGGCUUCGCGGCCCCGGGCCUGGCCGGCUCCUUCGGCGGUUCGACGGCCCUCUCGGACAUGGCGGCCGCCUUCUCGCCCAGGACAAUAGAGAUCUGUUAGGGGCCGCGGGAGGACUGGCGUUGGUGGGUCCCCGGGUCGGGGGCGGCGUCCCCUCCCUCCGCGUCCGACUCCUCGUCCCCGCUCCUCGCCUCCCCCCACCCCCCCUUUUAACUUCAGCUGCCUGAAAAAGCCACAGCCACGCCGAAAUCCAUCGCCUCGAUCCAAGGACCUGGGCCGCGUGGCCUCCGGAUAGACGGUCUCCUCCUGAUUUCCACCCCCUCCCCCUUUAAAACGUUAAAACCUAAAGUCGGCCGGCGGGGAGCCGGGGCCUUCGGGUCCGUCCCCCCCCCGCCGGCCUCUGUACAGCUGUCCCCGUGCCAGAGAUUUUGUUCUCCUUGGGGUACUCUCGAUGUGACGACGACUGGCCAGUUCACGUCGUAUCGUUCGGAGUCAGGGCCUCAUUUUGUAUAAAAAAGAAAACGAAACCCGCGGCGAUUCCGUUUUGGCGACUACGCUUGGCCACGUUUGAAACUUCUCGCUGAAACAGCACUUCUAGAUAUUAACCCAAGCAUGUGUCAGAGUGAUGUCCCGUUCACUUAUUUUGUAAAUACCAACUGACCGUACUCUCACAUGUGGCAAAAAAAAAAAGUUUUUUGGAGGUUUGUUUGGUUUGGUUUUCGUCGUUCCUUUCGGUUUGAAGAAGUUCCACGUCUUGGUGCCUUUUUGUGACGCCUCUGGCUGCCGCCUUGACACAUGGUUUCUGUGUGGGACGUGCCUGAUUCUGGUCUUAAGGUGGACAGAGAGACAACAGGGAGUCUUUGGGGGGAGGAGGAGGAGAAGGAGGUUGGGAGGUUGAAAGCUGUCGGCUUCGUUUCUCCAGAAUGUAAGCAAAAAAACAAAACGAAACAAAAAAAAAAAAAAAAACAAUUAAAUCCGAACUCACAGAAGUCUAUUUUUGUAAGUGAAAAUGUAAAUUUAUAAAUACAUAUUCAGGAGUUGGAAUGUUGAAGUUGCCUACUGAGUAGGUGGCGUUUUUUUUUUUUCUUUGUAUGUUAUGAACAUGCGUUUUAUUAUUUUGUGGUCUCAUUUUUACUUUGUAAUUGUGUUUGCUUAAACAAAGUGACUGUUUGGCUUAUAAAACACAUUGAAUGC
Messenger RNA from Tachyglossus aculeatus (Australian echidna), 2768 nucleotides. RefSeq names its product early growth response 1 (gene EGR1). Gene Ontology annotation, biological process: regulation of transcription by RNA polymerase II. The transcript is spliced from 2 exons. Gene Ontology annotation, molecular function: RNA polymerase II cis-regulatory region sequence-specific DNA binding; DNA-binding transcription factor activity, RNA polymerase II-specific. NCBI's taxonomy places the organism in Eukaryota, Metazoa, Chordata, Mammalia, Monotremata, Tachyglossidae. Bases 45 to 1676 code for a protein of 543 amino acids. The record is from RefSeq and is a predicted model, not a curated record.